GCGGCUGCCAUCUCGAGAAUCAGAGGAUGCGUCUGAUGCCGCCUCUCGCUGCUUUACCGGUAACUCGAAUGAGGAACUCGUCCCUGUGCCUCGUCCUAAAGCCUUUGCGCCGAAAUCAGCACCACUUGACUUCCUUCAGUUUUCUCGUGACAACCUUGCUUUACAUUUUGUUGUUCUUCAGUCAGCAGCAGCAGCAGAACGGUUCUCAGUCUCAGGUGAGCCAAUGUCAUCAAUACAGCAGCAGUAGCAAACACUCUUGGACAGCAGGAUCCAACAACACGGCCGGUUUCCCAGUCUCGGCUGCUGAUAAAAACAGCAGCAGCAGCGAGGUGCUGAGACUCAGCCGCCCGUUUCUCAAUUACCUCGUCGGCAAUUUGCACAACAGCAAUUUCCCAGGGGCCCGCAAUUACUCCGAGUACCAUUUGAUCCAGCAUCCGCAACGAUUCCAGAUUUUGCCCAGCAGCGUCCAGCCGCUGCGAGCCGAUUUCGGGCCAGUGGUCAACGACGUCACAUCCUUUGGCUACCCGAUCGAAAUUGCGCCAUGUCGAAAUGCAACCACCAGCAGCAAAGCCAGCAAUAACGGCAGAAGCAUUGGUCUCUUUUUGGCCGUCAUCUCCGCGCCGAGCUACUUUAACAAACGAGACGUCAUCCGCAAAACGUGGCUGAGUCAAUUGGCCCAGUUGAAUAAUGCUGGUGACACAGCUGCACCCGCCGCCGUCAAACUGGUGGGCCACGGCUUCAUCGUUGGACUGACCGAGGACGAGGACAUCAAAAAGAGGAUAGAGGAAGAAAGCGCCACCCACGGCGACAUUUUACAGGUGGACGUGAUGGACACAUACCCCAAUUUGACCCGCAAAGUGACCGCGGUAUUGAACUGGAUCAACAGUCGUUGCUCGCGGGCGGAAUUCGUCCUCAAGGUGGACGACGACGUCUACGUCAACACGCACAACUUGAUUUCGGUCGUCAGGAGUUUGAAUUCGUCCCACCUGUCCAUUGUUGGUUCGUCUGCAGACGGCAUAGUUCGCAGAGACGGUAAAUUCGCAGUCAGCGUGGACGACUGGCCGUGGAAGAAUUACCCACCGUAUUCCAUGGGGGCGUUUCUACUCAUGUCUGGAUGCGUCAUCCAACCGCUGCUGGCCGCCGCCCAAACGACGCCUUACUUCCCCUUUGAAGACACCUACAUUGGCCUGUGCGCCGACAAAGCCCGCGUCAAAAUGCGCUUCUCCCCCAGGGCGCUGGGCGAGGUCAUGACCAACAAGCCUCAGCCGUGUUACAUUCACAAUUCCAUUUCAUGGCUGACGCAAUCGGUUAAGGUCGCCUACCUGUCGCACCACGCUACCGAGGAAUUUUACCGCAAUGUGACUCGCUGCAAGAAAUUGAUCCUUGCUCCUAUCAAGACACCCCGCAAAUUCGAUUUCACGUGAGCCAUUUCAAUCCAUUACACACAUUUAAUAGCCUACAUAAUAUACAAGACAUUAGGGCUAUGACUUGGCAGCUGAUGAUGUGGUAUUUUAAGAUUGCAAUACAAAUCUUCCCUGCGAAA
Molecule: messenger RNA, 1543 nt
Organism: Daphnia pulex (common water flea)
Lineage: Eukaryota; Metazoa; Arthropoda; Branchiopoda; Diplostraca; Daphniidae
Product: lactosylceramide 1,3-N-acetyl-beta-D-glucosaminyltransferase A-like
Exons: 3
Coding region: 27-1424 (465 amino acids)
Cellular component (GO): membrane
Molecular function (GO): hexosyltransferase activity
Source: RefSeq, a predicted model, not a curated record